UAUGCCCUUUUCCCCCAUCUUCACGUUUUAUUUGCUUGGCCUAUGCAGAUUGUGCGGUUAAACAAUUGAGAUUCAAGAGCAACCCCUCUUAUAAUACAUAUAUAAAGCCUAGCCAAACACCAUAUCCCACAUAAGGCUUCGGUUUGUUUUUUAUCAGAAUGGAUCAAAGCAAGGCUAACACAAAAGGGAAUGUACCCUUUUCAUGGGAGAAGAAGCCUGGUGUUUCGAAGUUGAUCAACCAAGACUCUGAUCCUAAUCAAGAAGAAGAUCUUGUGUUAAAACUUCUACCACCUCCUUGCCCUAUAGAAAGCCCUAGGAUUUCAACUCAUGACACGAUUAAUAUCCCUCUUCCGCCAUGCACUUUUCAGCCUCCUUCAAGAAGUUCUUCAAGAAAAGGUAUCAGAAAGCAGGAUGAUCCUUUCUUGGCAGCUUAUAAGGAGUGCACUAAGAGUACUGAGAAAGGGGAUAAGUUGUCAAGAAAUAAUGCUGCUAGGUCUGGCUUGCGAAAGGGUUAUAUAUUUAACUUUUCAUGUAAAAAUUCUUGUAGUGUUCUUGAUGAUAAUUUAGUUAGGGUUUCUCAGUUAUGAGAUUGAUAAAGAGAGAUAUGAAAAAUGACACCAUUUGUCAACUUAACGGGUGCUUCAACAUUAAGCCUUUUAGCAUUUGAUAGAGUAAUGAUUGAUAGGUGCAAUAAUUCAUUAUAUAAAUUAAGUUGACAAAUGCUAAUAUUUGAAUGUUUUAUUUUUUUUAAUAUUUGAUGUCUACGCGAGAAUAGGUAAAAGAAGGUCUAAAAUAUAAUGCUUGGAUAGCAAUGUUGGUUGUGAUAUUUAUUGAUUCCCAAAAAAUCAUAAUAAAUUAUUCAUUCUAAUUUGGUAUUGUUUUUA
Ricinus communis (castor bean) is the source of this 884-nucleotide messenger RNA. RefSeq lists its product as uncharacterized. Lineage: Eukaryota; Viridiplantae; Streptophyta; Magnoliopsida; Malpighiales; Euphorbiaceae. The transcript has a single exon. The record is from RefSeq and is a predicted model, not a curated record. Bases 159 to 587 code for a protein of 142 amino acids.